GGAUGUUAACAAAGUGGACACUUUGUUAAGAGGCUGACUGAUGCACAGCUCCACUCUCACUUAGUGAAUACUGGAAGAAGAAGAAAAGGCUUUAAAUUGUGAACAUUCAGAGCUGAACAGAUAUGGAACCGUCUCCACUGGUUGAAUACAGGCCUCGAAGCGCCGUGUCCUUUUCAUGUCUUGUUGUGAUGAAUAUUAUCUGGUGGAUGGUCAUGAUUGCAGCCAUUGGUUUGGGGGCCAUGCAUCUGAGGAAUUGUCCUGUUCAGCCCAGAAUCCCCCUUUACCUGAUAGUGCUGGGAGCAGUCACCCUCUUCGCUCUGUCUCUGACCUACACCAGGCCCUCCUGGGGGGACGGCAGGGCCGCCAUCCUGUGCUCGACCACCCUGGUCAUCCUGCACCUCUUCAGUUUCAGCUGGUACAUUGCAGGUUCUACCUGGGUUUAUCCUAUCUAUCCUCCUAACUACGCUGAAACAUCUGAAAUAUCAAGGUACUGCCAGAAGACAACCUACAUGUUUGCCUUCGUGGUCACCACCGUGGUGUGGAGCACUUCGGUCCUCACGAUCUUCUGCGGCUGUUGCUUCGGUCUACUGACCUGCUGUAAGACUGUGAGGGCAGGAAGCAGGUUGAUACCAAGCCGCAGCUCUUUCUAUGGUGCCACCAGUGAUUCUCAAGAUGCUGUAGCUGGUGAUGUGUGAUUUUAAUUUUUGUUUUUGCCAAAUUUUGGCAGUAGGGCUUCUGUUCUGUAAUUGCUGGCAGCUACACAUAAACUGCACACUUUUCAAAAACAUUUUUUCUCUUCCUGUAGAUCCUUGAAGAAAGGUGCCAGUUACUUCACUUGAGACUUGAGUAACAUUUUUGCAACAUUUCAGUAUGUUGGGUUUCUGUUACAGCACAAAACGUGCCAAGCCGAGGCCGAUCUGUGCAGCUUAAUUCAACACGAGUCAUCCUUUACAGGGUGUUCAGUCAAAUUUACAGCUCUGUCACAUCACGUGCUUCCUGUUGACACCAACAGAUGUUAGAUAAUCUAGUGGCAGCUAAUAUUGAUUCAGCAUAGAGAUAGAGAAUACAUUAUCAUUGGUAGUGCGUUUCUCUGUGUGUAAUAGAUUUUUUUUCCUGUAGUGUAUUAUUUCUUUCUUGAUUUCACCCCAUAUGAUGGUAUUGUAACAAUGA
Messenger RNA from Centropristis striata (black sea bass), 1170 nucleotides. Its product is annotated as transmembrane protein 272-like. The transcript is spliced from 5 exons. Lineage: Eukaryota; Metazoa; Chordata; Actinopteri; Perciformes; Serranidae. The record is from RefSeq and is a predicted model, not a curated record. The coding region runs from base 123 to 695 and encodes 190 amino acids.